GUGAGUUCUUUCUCAGUGAGAAAGAGAGAGACAGUAUAUUAGUAUAAGAGAAAGAGAUUCAUUCUUAUGCUACGAAGCAAAACUCGUUGUUCAGUUCGUCCUUCGGCAGCGCACGAAACGAACGUUCUCGUACCACGCCGCCGCGAGAUUAUACUAUUCCAAACUUCUCACUUUAUAUAUGGGAUAUAGAUAAUUAUAAAUAGAUAAAUAACUAGAUAUAAGUAUCGACAUUUAAUUCUCGAUCGAUAUCAACGUUUUCUGACGUUGUCGACGACGCAACACAUCUCUUCUACUCACGUGUAUAUACAAAUUUAUGUAUAUGUAUAUUUAAAGGAAAAAAAAAAACCUAAACGCAUUUUUAUUAACGGUUAAUUGAGAAAAUUGACACAAAGGGAUUUCACAUUCCCUUUUAUUUUGGGUCUUUUUCUGUACUGUUAAUACUUACUUGUUCUUUGUAUUUACUUGCAUCUUCUUUCUCGUUACUGUAUACACGAGUACGUAAAGACAAACUUCUUGAAGAUCGUUAAAAGUGGUGAAGGAAAAAAGUCUUAUAUAGAAUCAUAGUUUUUUUUUUCUUAUACGGUCACGUUGAUUUAUAUCGUGAUGUACUGAGAAUGUUUCUCGUCGCACCUGUGAACGACAAUCGUUGGAUCUACGCCAUGCACGGACUAGAGAAACCUAUGGAAUACGUGCCUGCCGGCGGUGUCAUGGCAGGAUCGGUGGCAACUUUGGCAAUAUUAUGGAUAUCCCUUCAAUCUAUGGGACUACUUAGUUAUUCCAAUUCUAUGGAAACCUAUAAACUACCUGUUUCACUACAAAACUAUCUUACCAGCUAUACCGAUUUCUUUACAGGCUUGCCAUCUACAGAUACUACUCCGGGUAUCAUAGACACAGGUCUCUUUCACAACCGACGAUAUCCCAGGAUCACUGAGUCUAUGUUAAAUGAAUCGGUGAAUUUUGCAACGACGCUCGUCGAUCGAUUGAGCACACUAGAAAGAAACAUUGUCAAUGCUGGUGUUCAAUUUGAAGCUAAUAGCAUUGCUGGUAAACAAUAUAUCAAUUCGUAUCCUUCGGAAGAUGCCUUUGAGAAAGGAAUCGAUGCAAUUUUGGCUACGAAAGCUUCCUUGUAUCUAAUUCAUGAAAGUUGUCGACGAUUUGGUCUAUCUAAGGAAGAAUGUGCCCACUUUAUAUCAACCUUGAAAUUAGAUGGCACGCCAUUGGGUGACAGGUGCAUGGCUUCCCAAAUAACAAGUUGUGAUACGAAAAUGAAGUACCGAACUAUUGAUGGACGUUGCAAUAACAUCAAAAAUCCUAGCUGGGGCAGUGCCAUGACUGCAUAUACAAGAAUCCUCUUCCCUCAGUAUUUCGAUGGCAUUCAAGAACCAAGGAACGUAGGACAGACGAAGAAACCAUUGCCAAGUGCGAGAACAAUAAGCGCAUCAGUGGUUGGUUAUAAUGGGCAAUCCGAUAUCACCAAAACUCUUGCCGUCAUGCAAUGGAGCCAAUUCAUUUCCCACGAUAUGAUACACACUCCUGUCCGCAGAAUGAUUUCAUCAGGAAAACCAAUUUCUUGUUGCCAAACGGAUGGGAGUGCUUUAUCUCCUCGUCAUGUACAUCCAGAUUGUGCAGCUAUCACUGUACCGGAUAGAGAUCCUGUAUAUGGCACCCAAUACGUUAGAUGUAUGAACUAUGUACGUUCCUUACCAGUUUUGAGAUCGGAAUGCACUUUUGGACCCUUGGAACAAAUGAAUCAAGUGACUCACUUUUUGGAUGGGUCCACGAUUUAUGGAUCCGUUCUAACGAAGUCUCGUGAGUUACGAGAAUUCCAAGGUGGUAGAUUACGCGUAGAUGUUCGUAAUGGUCAUGAAUUUUUACCAUCUGAAAGCGAUGCUGAAGUUACUUCCCAGUGUAAAGGAAGCUGUUAUGAUUCUGGUGAUGAUCGUGUCAACAUUUACCCACAGCUAGCUGUAAUACAUACAAUUUGGCAUCGUGAACAUAAUCGCAUUGCUAGGAAACUUGCUGAAUUGAAUCCUAGCUGGACGGAUGAAAUCCUAUAUCAGGAGGCUAGACGUAUUGUCAUUGCUGAAAUUCAGCAUAUCACUUAUAAAGAGUGGUUGCCCAUUUUAUUGGGCAAGAUGAGUGUUCGAGCCUUAGGACUAACUGUUGGUACUGGUUACAACAGAAAAUAUAAUUCUGAGGACGAUCCUGCAGUUACUAAUGAAGCAGCUACAGCAGCCCUACGAUUCUUGAAUUCACUUAUGCAAGGAAGACUGAUUUUGCCAGAUAAUUCUCGUCUAAGUGCUAAGUCUCUAGAAUUGUCAGAAUAUUUCUUUAAUCCGCGAGUGAUCGAAUCCGACGAAGUAUUUAACGGUUUACUUCGUGGUCUUUCAACUCAGACCAGUCAGAAGAUGGACAUAAGUUUCAUUCCUGAGAUUACAAGCAAAUUAUAUACGAAGGAUAAGAAUGAUCUCGGUUUAGAUGUCAUUAGCUUAGACAUACAACGUGGUCGUGAUCACGGUUUGCCUGGAUAUAAUUACUAUAGAAAACAUUGUGGAUUACCUGCUGCCAAGAAUUUCCAUGAUUUCCUCGAUUACAUUCCUACCGAGCUCGUAAACAAAUUACGCUCCGUUUAUACUCAUCCCAAUGAUGUGGAUCUUGUAAUCGGUGGUAUGGCAGAAAGACCAGCCAAUGACGGACUCCUUGGUCCCACUUUCAGAUGUUUGAUUAUGGAACAAUUUGCAAGGACACUUAGAACAGAUAGAUUUUUCUACGAUUCAGCUAUGCAACCAUAUCCUUUCACGCUAGAUCAAUUGGCAGAAAUACGUAACGUUACUUUAGCGAGAAUAUUCUGCGAUAACGGGGAUAAUAUUCAAAACAUGCAACCAAAUGUUUUCCUUAAACCGCAAGAAGGAAAUGAAAUCCGUUCUUGUAACGAUUUCGAAGCAAUACCAAGCAUGGAUCUAUUUGCAUGGGCCGAGAAGGCCAAAGCGUAUCGUUGAACAAAUUCAUUAAUUGGCUGGUCACAUUACCGCGUAGCGCCGGCUCAUCCAUGAACAAGGUUGGGCUUGGCGAAAAGAAAUAAAAAGUAGAGGCGUGAUUGAUGUCUUGAGAUCUUCGUGAUGUCAUUGUGACGUGUGUCUUACGUUUCCAAUGUUCUGGAGUGUUGUUUCCUCAGAUUUAAAUGGGGAUGUAUAAUAAAAAUAAUUAUAUGGUGGUCGCGCUAACUUGGUUCAGGAUGAAGCGGCUGCUAAUGUUAGUGCGAUAAUAAUAAAAAAAAAAGGAAAACCGUACACGAGUAUACGGUGAAAAAGCACGUGACUAGUCGAUUAAAAAAGGAGGAAUUAUCAGCAAAGAAUAAGCUGAAUAAGAAGAAAAAAUAAGUUCACAAGUUAUCGAGAAAGUGGACUCUAUAUAACUAUCGUAGAAAGAAACAAUUUUCAUAACAUUUCCUCGCGCAAAUAAUUAUAUAUUCAAAGUGAGCUGUUUGCUCGAUCAGAACAUUAUUUACGCGUGUUAACCAUGUAAUAAUAAUAUAAGAAUAGCAAUACGAAGGAGCGCGUACAUCUAAUUAAUUAACUAAAUAGAGGAUAAUUUAAAGGAAAUAAUUAAAUAUACUCGUUGAUUUUAUUACGUUAAUAUAAGUUAAUUCUCGAGUAUAAAUUACUUAUUACAUUCAUUGCUAUAUAAAUGCUUGAAUAUUUCAUUUCUUUAUAGAUUAUUCAGUUUUUAUUGAUAAUGUCAACACGUAAAAUUUAACAACGAGAAUGUAAAAUUCCAAAAAUUUUUAUAAGAUGGACGCGCAUCUGUGUACAUAUAGUGUAUAUGAUAGGCAUGUGAUAUAAAUGUCAACGAGUGGACAUUGAGUGCAUGGCUAAAUUUCAUCAUUUCAUUUAGUAAUAUCUGUUUGGAAAAAUCCUCUACGGCAUGACAAUAAUUUAGGUAGGAACAUUAAUCGAUUUGUUGAAUCAUUGUCAUAUGUUUAAAAUUCAAAGUAUUUCAUUUAUAAAUUAUUUCACAAUCUCUUUAAAUAUUUAUUUUCAAGAUUAAGAACAUUCAAGAACUAAUUGUUUUCAUUAUAGAUAUAUAUGUUAUAUUAAUUCUCUGGAUAAUUUAAAUUUAAAAAAAAAUAUUGUAACUGUUACUUCUUUUCGGAAUUUUAAAAAAUUAUUAUCAUAAAAAGCAAAAAAAAAAAUAAAGUAAUUUUUCUUUUCAACAAGUUAGUAUACCUCAGGGAAGCAAAGCGUCAAUGCCGAAAUGAUAAAACCAAACUAUGGCAAUUUUUUGCAAUAAGAUAUUAAUCUUUCUUUGUUUUCUUAAGUUGAACCGAUUGAAGUUAUCAGUAAAUACAAUGAAAUGCAUUUUUAUUAUAUUUAGAUGACGUAUUUUCGCAAACUCGUACGAAAUUUCGAUAAGCUGACAUUUUAUGGGAGUUUAAUGUGAAAAUGAUUGAGUUUAUGUGAAACCAUGGGAUAUGACUGAUUAAUUUUAAGGAAAAUAAUUAAGUAUCGUUGAAUGAUUUGUACGAUCGAGUUCUUAUGGUUAAACAUUACUUCGUAAUAUGCGAAAAUUAAUAAAGGAUUAAAUAUAU
This is a messenger RNA of Polistes canadensis, 4588 nucleotides long. RefSeq names its product peroxidase-like. NCBI's taxonomy places the organism in Eukaryota, Metazoa, Arthropoda, Insecta, Hymenoptera, Vespidae. Gene Ontology annotation, molecular function: heme binding; peroxidase activity. Gene Ontology annotation, biological process: response to oxidative stress. The record is from RefSeq and is a predicted model, not a curated record. The coding region runs from base 615 to 2999 and encodes 794 amino acids. The transcript is spliced from 13 exons.